Molecule: messenger RNA, 2121 nt
Organism: Perkinsus marinus ATCC 50983
Lineage: Eukaryota; Perkinsozoa; Perkinsida; Perkinsidae
Product: rage-1, putative
Exons: 23
Coding region: 1-2121 (706 amino acids)
Biological process (GO): protein phosphorylation; intracellular signal transduction
Cellular component (GO): nucleus; cytoplasm
Molecular function (GO): ATP binding; protein serine/threonine kinase activity
Source: RefSeq, a predicted model, not a curated record
AUGACCCGUCCUGCCUCUAUUUUCACAAUGGACGGUGGGGUGGCGAACAUCACCCUCAAUCUGAAGGAGUUCCAAAUAUCUUCUAGACGGCAGCGAGUCGAACGACAGAGGCAGGCGACGUGCGAUCAGCUGCUGAGCUGGUGGCAUGCUGAUUGUGCCAAACUCUGGGCUGAUGCCACUUCGACCGAGGCUCCCGAUCUGGAGGAUGAGACCAUACCUUGGUACUGCCCUAGAUGCACAUCACGUAAGGGUCGUAAACGUAAGAGGCGGGAAGAACACUUGAGAUACGAUAGGGUGAGGAUUUCUGAAGGAUUAACGGCUGAUGUCAAGCCCACUAUCUACUCAAUUUCGAUGACUAAUGGGUCCCUCCCCACGGUGGCUCGCGGAUCUGUCGAUCCCCAAGAGGGUUGUUCCACCGAGGAAAACGGCCAACCCCGAAAACCCUCCGAUUGCAAAAGCGAACCAAAUUGGAGCGUGGACAGCGACGGCCAUGCCCCAAAAGUAGACAAGGAUCCUUCCGAGCAGUCCAUGUCGGGGCCGCCGGUCGCGCUCGAGACUCUCGAGCGAGCGAGUCGAGUCGAGAAGAUGAUGACAAGAUGGCAAGAAUUCGCAAUGUGCGUGGAAAAGAUAACGGCGGCUGGCGCUCGGCGCACUUUCCGCAAAAAAGGGGAGGGCACAUUUUCUGAGGUCCUCCUAGGUCGCCACAUAAGAAGCAACCAGGAAGUUGCCAUAAAGUACUUGAAAAAUAAAUUUCAUUCAAUCGAUGCUGUGAACUCCUUCAACGAGAUCAGGGCCUUGCGAAUGCUCAGGGAUCAUCCGAACAUCGUGAGAUUACUAGACGUUCUGUAUGACAUCACCACGGGCAGCUUGGCGCUAGUGUUGGAAUUGAUGGAUAUGAACGUUUAUGAGGCGAUAAGAGGGAGAAAAUACUAUUUUCCGGAGCUCCGUGUGGGUCGGUGGAUGACGCAGUUGCUUUGCGCUGUAGAAUUCCUACAUGGAAAAGGGCUCUUCCACAGAGAUAUCAAACCAGAGAACCUAUUAUUGCACCAAUACGACACGUUGAAAUUGGCAGAUCUCGGGAGUUGCAAAGGUGUGUAUGAAUCGUUUUUCGAUCACAUCUUUAACGAAGGUAUUGACUAUAUUUCCACAAUGGAUAGUGGAAUGGCGAAUAUCACCCUCAAACUGAAAGGGGUCCAUUUUGUUAGUCACAAGGGUGUUACUGCUUCUAGACAUUGUGCGCGAUUGCACACGGCAGCGAGUCGAACGACAGAGGCAGGCGACGUGCGAUCAGCUGCUGAUGCUCUCUUUGUGCCGCUCUUCCCGGGCAAAAAUGAAGUUGACCAAGUGAAUAAAAUUCACAAGGUCAUGGGCUUACCCGCGGAAGACUUACUGAAGUAUUUCAAGAGGUCCUCCAAAUCGAAGGGUGAAAUCGACUUGUGGUUACGAAAAUGCAAAGUGUCCGAUGAGGCUAUAGAGACCAUCAAAGUGCUGCUGACCUACGAUGCCGAGCAAAGGCCUACAGCGACUGAGGCACUCAGACUGCCAUAUUUCGACUCUCACCGUUAUGCAGUGCCGGGUAUUCGAUCGUGGAUUUCCAUGACACUGAAAUGCCUUCGAAAGGAAAAGUGCCGAGCUCGGAUUUUAUACAGGAUAGCAAUAUGUCGGAGACCUCAGGAAGCACGGCUCGUUACCAACCUCAAAUGGGGUAUGAUGAUCUACCAAUCUCUGCCUGAAGCUCAUCGUGGAUAUGAUCAACGAGAUCAUGCCACCAUCGGGGGUCGAUUGAUGCGCGAAAACGAUCGCUUGUUGGUUGAGGCGGACGCAACUGUGAUGAGCGGAUUUGGGAGACAAAAUGGUAUGCGAAUGGAGCAGAUCUCGGAGACGACUCGGUUACCACCAAUACCACAACGGCAGCCUCAAGAGAGUGGGCAUUCAAGAGCAAUGGGGAUUGGCGUUGACGCCAGUCCUUAUCAGCAGCGACAUCACCGAAGGAGCAAUCGAGUAUACCAUAGAACUUUGCGUAUUGCAUCCGGUAGAACUCAGAUGCCAGCGUUGGAGCUCUCGAAUACACAUCUGACGGCUUGCUCCAAGUCCAGAUCACUCGUUAUGAAGAAAAUCUAA